Messenger RNA from Phalacrocorax carbo (great cormorant), 4005 nucleotides. Lineage: Eukaryota; Metazoa; Chordata; Aves; Suliformes; Phalacrocoracidae. The record is from RefSeq and is a predicted model, not a curated record.
GAGCCAGCGCGCCUUUCGGGAAGCGGCGGCGGCAGGAGGUGACCCGAGACGAGCCCGCAGCCGCCGCCCCCACCGGCCACGGGAGCGCGCCCGGCCCCGUCCUGUUCCCGGUCCCGUCCCGGCAUGGCGGGGCCGCGGGGGGGCCGGCCGGCGCGGCGCUCCGCCGGGGCUGGCGGUGGCGGGUGCUGCUGGGCGCUGCCCACGGCACUGCUAUGCGCCUACGGCUUCUUCUGCAGUGUGCGGCCCUCGGAGCCCUUCCUCACCCCCUACCUGCUUGGGCCGCACAAAAACCUCUCCGAGACCCAGGUGUUCAACGAGAUUUACCCGGUGUGGACUUACUCCUACCUGGCACUCCUGUUCCCGGUGUUCCUGGCCACGGACUACCUGCGGUACAAGCCCGUAGUCCUGCUGCAGGGCCUGAGCCUCAUCAUCACCUGGUUUAUGCUGCUAUAUGCCCAGGGGCUGCGGGCGUUCCAAUUCCUCGAGUUCUUCUACGGGAUGGGGACUGCCACCGACAUCGCCUAUUACUCCUACAUCUACAGCGUCGUCGACGUCAACUUGUACCAGAAGGUCACCAGCUACUGCCGGAGCGCAACCCUGGUGGGCUAUACGGUGGGCUCGGUGUCCGGGCAGGUCCUUGUGUCCGUGGCAGGAUGGUCUCUCUUCAGCUUGAAUGUUAUCUCCUUAACCAGCAUAUCCAUUGCCUUUGGCUCAGCGUGGUUCCUUCCCAUGCCACAGAAAAGCCUUUUCUUUCACCAUGUCUCAAGUCAGCAGCUCAGUUGGGAAAUGAAGGUCAUGGACUGUAAAAAUGGCUCGGCUGUCCAAGAUCAUACCGAUGUGCAGAGGGCACCCGGCUGGGAGGAUGAGGCAAAAGUUCCCUUAAACGGGGAGGGUCGUUCAGCAGAGAAGCAGUCUGUGCAGGAGCAGAAAGUAGACAUUGUAAAGGUGUUCAAAGAUCUCUGGUGGGACUUCCUGCAGUGUUACUCCUCCAAGACCAUGCUUUGCUGGUCUGUAUGGUGGGCACUGUCUACCUGUGGCUACUUCCAGGUCAUCAACUAUGCUCAGGGCCUGUGGGAGAUGGUGAUGCCUUCUCACAGCACGAAUAUCUACAAUGGCGCUGUGGAGGCAGUCUCGACGCUGCUAGGAGCUGUUGCAGUGUUUGUUGUGGGUCACAUAAAAACAUCCUGGGCGAUGUGGGGUGAGGUGGCACUUGCCCUGUUCUCCUUUCUUAUUGCUGCUGCCGUCUAUAUUAUGGACACGGUUCGUAACAUCUGGGUCUGCUAUGCAUCGUAUGUUGUCUUCAGAAUUAUCUACAUGCUGCUAAUCACAAUAGCAACGUUCCAGAUUGCUACAAAUCUCAGCGUGGAGCGGUACGCCCUGGUGUUUGGGGUCAAUACUUUCAUUGCCUUAGCACUUCAGACUCUGCUCACUUUGAUUGUUGUGGAUGCCAGCGGGCUUGGGUUGGACAUCUUCACCCAGUUCCUGAUUUAUGCCUCUUACUUUGCGGCCAUCUCGCUGGUGUUCUUGGGCAGUGGCAUAUACAGCAUUAUGAGAGCUUACCGGAGACAAGAGCAGAUGCACAGCAGAUCUUCGGAAAGCCAGUAGUGCACCAAGUGAAGACUCUUGGUGGCUAUGUAUGAACAUAUAGGUCUGGUUUUUUAAUCUCUGCCUUUUCUUCCCAAGGCAGUCACCUUAAUGGUAUUUAUUCCAUAUGUAUACUAUAUUAGUAGCACAUUUUAGAAGGUAAAUAUAUUAGUUCUUACGUAAGUAAGAACAAAUACCGUCUUUCUAAAAUGCCUUUUGUUUUGAUGUUGCAUAUAUGGGAUGUGCAGCAAAGAACAGUAAGUUUUCUUAAAGAAUGAAAGCCUUCAGAGGUUCUAGUCUAAGGCUGUGCAUCUGGAGGCUGCCAUUGAAAAGGCAGAUUGUUUAGUCAACUGCUGCUCUCUGUCUCUGAGGUGCUGCUGCAGGGCAGAAGUGAGGGCACACUAACAGACCUCUGUGGAGACCCCCAGGCCCAGGAUGGGAGGUGGCCUUAGGCCUGUGCUCUGCAGUGUGGCUCUCCUGUGUCUGCCCCAUGAUGCUGGAUGCUCUGUUUUGAGCAUUUAUGUUUCUGCAUAUUCACAUGCUUCCCUGAGCUGCUUGUACUGUUUCUGCUGUUCCUGUCUGUCACCCCUGCUGUCAGAGUUUUACCAUAGCUGAUCACGGUGCUUCCCUAAAAACUUAACUGGAGCAACUUGUGACACUGGUGAAUUGGCUAUCAACAGCGCUACUUGUGCCAUAAAGGCCCAUGUGCCCAAGGGACUGUAAAGCUAGAGGGGAAGCUUAGAGGGAAUUUAAGUAGGCAAAAUGCUAAUCUGAGGAACCUUUGGACAUCCUUACCUUUGCCCUUGUGGACUGCAGAUUCCUGUGAUUACAGGAGUGGCUGCCUCACAACUCGGGGGGCUGGGCUAUUUCAGUGGGAUGGUGGAAGUUAGCAUAGCACUGAAAAGGAUGGCGACUUGCAGGAUUUUAAUCUAUUCUUUGUGACUUUGGAGAAUUGUGACUCUGACUAAAUAGACAUCUUCAGUUAUGGUAGUUAGAAGGUUGACUGCGUGAUGCUUUGAAAAAUGCUGAUUUCUGGUCUGUUUUUCCUAUUAUUUUAAAAUGCCUUUAUGCUUCUGGUGGGUCUCUGUCUACUAGUUCUACCUCUUCUUUCCACCUAAGCAGGACAAUGAGUAUUUGGAGUGGGCAGUUCUUUUAUUUUGUCCAGUCUAAGCAAUUUGGGAUUUGCCUCAUACCUGGUUUUUAAAAAUAAUUUAUUUUUUCCAAAUUGCUUCAGUACUGGGAAGGAGUUGCACAGAGUUGUCCUGGGCCUGGGCACCUGGACACUCAGCCACCAUAACCGGUACAACCACAGAUAUCAGUAGAUACUGUAGAAAUGGCCCGUGGACUGUCCCUGUUGCUGUGCAGGUUGUGGUGAGUUUAAGCAUACAGGAGAACUGGCAAGGGAGAGAAGAUGCAAUGCACCGUGCCUCCCUCCGUGCCUUCUCUCCAUGUGUUGGUUAGAGCUGCUUCCAGUCAGAGCCUAAAGCAGCAGCUUUGGUUCAUUGCUUGCUUUUAGUGCCAUGGAGACUUCACAGCAUUGGGGUUGGGAAGGCUUCUCUCUCCGGGCUGAGACAGGUACGGCCUUUCUCAUCACUUUUAUGAGCCUCGUUCACCUUGCGUGGUAAAGGCUGAUUAAUGUGUUUGGAAUGUGCUGCCAGGGGUCUGGGGACCCUUUUCAGGCUGGCUGCUCAGGGGAACCCACCCCCCAAAGCUGCUCUGUGUUUGCAGCCUGCCUCUAAAACAUCCCCCUAAACGCAGGGGCUCAGCUGUACUGGCAUUUACACAUAUAAACUUAGCUGCCUUAUCCUGAAAUGAAAACUUGAAGCCACCCUUGUAUGGGUGUCCUUUCUUUACUGUUUUUUUUGUUGUUUUGUUUUUUAAUAAAUAAAACCUGAAGCCAUGAAAUGCUAGCUGAUGAGCUGCCCUGGGAAAAGGGAUAGUGCACAUCCUGCAUAUCCUGUCCUUUGGGUUCCUUGGUCUGAUGGCAGUUGCAAGGCACAAGGAGUGGGUGUGCAGCACUCGUGUCAAGUGACCGAAAGAAGCAGCUUGAUUUUAAUCACAUUUUUCAUACAGAGAACAAAGCUUUGAUGGGGAACUACCCAGUUAUUUAAAGGCAAGUAAAAGAUUAACUAAUGAAUUACAGCAAUAAUAAUGAUUUUUCCACCAAAGUAAUGAAACUGCAGCAACUGCAAUAGAGAGGCAUGCUACACUGCGUUUGUCUUCAGGCCUAUUAAUGUAUGGAAGCCACACCUGGAUGAUGUUCAGGUUCCUACGCUGUGCCGUUGCUGUGGUGAUGAGGUGACUAUAGAGCCUGACUGGAGCUGUAUGCAGAGUUACUGAUGCCUAUGAAAUUCUGUAAACAUAUUGACUUUGGUUUCUAAUUGAAUAGCUAUUUUUGUUAAAUAAAAAUACUCUGAGAUA